AAAGCGGACGGAAUGCGGACGUGACUCCCAUGCUCUCACCAUUUAACACUCAUAUAAGGUUGAGAAAAGAGAGGAACCAAAUUGAAUCUCUCUCUCUCUCGCUCUCUCUCUCUCUCUCUCUCUCGGCAUCACAGGGACUCUGCGCUUCUCCUACUUCUCCGGAGGCAUCAGGAAUCAGGCAUCGUUGUUGUGGCAAAACGAAUCAGGGUUGAUGGAGAAAGAGAAGGUGGUUCCCCGGCACCCGAUUGGCGACGCAAAUGAGAAGAGCCCCUUUGGGACGCUAUCGGCGGAGGAAUUUUACGAACGCCACUCCGUAUCUCACUCCUCUGAGUACAUCACCAACGCCAGAGGCAUGAAGCUCUUCACCCAGUCCUGGAUCCCUCUCCCACCUAACGACAUCUUGGGCAUCGUCGCCGUCGUCCACGGUUACACAGGCGAGACAAGCUGGUUCGUACAGCUCACCGCCAUCCUCCUCGCCAAAUCAGGCUUCGCCACCUGUGCUAUUGACCACCAGGGCCAUGGUUUCUCUGAAGGACUCCAGAACCACAUCCCCGACAUCAAUCCCGUCGUCGACGACUGCAUCUCCUACUUUGACUCCUUCAGGGCUCAGUACGAACCCUCUCUCCCUUCUUUCCUCUACGCCGAAUCCCUAGGUGGGGCCAUCGCUCUCCUCAUCCACCUCCGCGGCAAGCAACCCGACAGCAGCAGCAAGCCCUGGGACGGUGUUGUGCUAAACGGCGCUAUGUGCGGAGUGAGCGAUAAGAUCAAGCCUCCAUGGCCUCUGGAGCACGUGCUGUCGUUGGUGGCUGCUGUGGCCCCGACGUGGCAGAUGGUCCCUACCAAAGGGAACAUCGUGGAGGUAUCGUUCAAGGAGGAGUGGAAGAGAAAGCUCGGGAUGGCCUCUCCGAGGCGGAGCACGGCAAAACCGCGGGCGGCAACUGCGCGGGAGCUGCUCAGGGUGUCGAGGGAGCUUCAAGGUAGGUUCGAGGAGGUAGAUCUGCCGAUGCUCAUCGUACACGGUGAGGAAGACGUGCUGUGCGACCCGGCCUGCGCCGAGGAGCUUUGUCGACGCGCCGCCAGCAAGGACAAGACGAUUCGGAUGUACCCUGGCAUGUUACACCAGAUCAUCGGUGAACCCCAGGAGAACGUUGAUUUGGUGUUCGGCGAGGUAGUCAACUGGCUCCGAACCCGUGCCGGACGCUAGGCAGCAGCAUCAGUCGCCGCCUGAUGAAUAACAACGACAUCGUCGAGCGCCGCCUACCCAGCGGUGUUGUAGGAAUCGACGGCUCGGAUGGAUCGAAGCCUUAAAUAGGAAACAGGAGACCCAAAAUGUAUGGGAUCAUUUUAAUUUGUGUUCAAACUUCCUUUCCUCUGUAUUUUCCCUUCCCUGUAUAACACAGGAAAAAAAAAAAGUAUUUUCUCUUCCCCAAAA
Macadamia integrifolia is the source of this 1432-nucleotide messenger RNA. RefSeq names its product caffeoylshikimate esterase-like. Bases 212 to 1204 code for a protein of 330 amino acids. Gene Ontology annotation, cellular component: membrane. The record is from RefSeq and is a predicted model, not a curated record. Lineage: Eukaryota; Viridiplantae; Streptophyta; Magnoliopsida; Proteales; Proteaceae. The transcript has a single exon. Gene Ontology annotation, molecular function: lipase activity.